Molecule: messenger RNA, 1492 nt
Organism: Theileria parva strain Muguga
Lineage: Eukaryota; Apicomplexa; Aconoidasida; Piroplasmida; Theileriidae
Product: Major Facilitator Superfamily protein
Exons: 9
Coding region: 140-1492 (450 amino acids)
Biological process (GO): transmembrane transport
Molecular function (GO): transmembrane transporter activity
Source: RefSeq, a predicted model, not a curated record
UUGUAGGCUUCUCGACCAUCAUCUUGGACACAUUUUAUAGAAAUGAUUCAUUUCUUAUAUGUUUUUUAAGUUUUAGCUCAGAAUUUGAGUAGAUUUUUAAAAUUUUCCGAGCCUUGGGGUUAUGAUAUAAAAGUGUAAGAUGGACCAACUCAACGACACAUCUAACCAGUCUUCCAUUUCCUUCCGCAAUGAUGAAAUCGUAUCACGUCCAGAAUCCAACAUGAAGAAAUCCAUUAUCUGCGCUUCGCUGAUCUACACCAUUCUAAGUUAUAUAAAUACAUUUGGCAAUAUAGCAAUGUAUUUGGUAUCGUAUAUGCGUGUGACUGCGAAGAAUCCAGGCAUUAAUUACAGUGUGAUUUCAUACAUUUUCUCAACUGCUGUGUUACUUCAAAGUCUAAGUGGAUUCCUAACAUCGUUUGUUGAGAAAGCUCUGGGUACUAGAAAGGCUACAAUUCUUGGAUGUGUUCUCACCUCUCUAUCACUUAUCGCUUGCUCAUUUAAUCUUCACAAUUUCAGAACACUCAUUUUCUAUUACUCAGUUCUAGGCGGUGUUGCUUCAGGAUUGAUCUUACCAUUACCGUUGGAUGCAGCGAUAAGAACUAAUCCAUCUAAGAGAGGAUAUAUUUGCGGAUCAGUAUACUUUUACAGUGGACUUUUAACUGUGGCGUUGUGUCCACUACAGACCUUUUACAUUAACAAAUAUAACACAAGACUAGAAAAUAUUAUUAAUCCUACAGAUAGAGAAGUGUAUUACAGAGAUGAUAAAUUGUUGACAAGACUUCCAAAUCUUUUCAUACUUCAAGGACUUGUAUAUCUUUUCCUACUGUUUGUUUCUGUUGUUGUAUUUGAUUUUCCACGAGACUCUGUUCAAACUGAACCUGAAUAUGAAUCUUUCAUUACCAAAAGAAUUAAUCUAGGAUCUGAUGAAACGGCUGGUGAUAGAACUGAGCAUUUUAGGCAUUAUCUAUAUCUGUGGCUGCUUAUAUUCCUGAGCUGGCAGUCAAUUAUAUUCUUACAAUCCUACUGGAAAGUAGUGGCUCUGUUAAAACUCGAUGGUUCUGAUAUCUUCAUCACUCUUAUCGGUGCUGCCGCUUCUCUAAGUCAUGUUAUAGGACGUAUACUUUGGGGUAUAAUUUUUGAUUUAAUUGGAUGGAGGCAUUGUUGGAUAAUACUUGUAGUGAGUACCCUAGCUCUCACCUUCAGUUCCUACAUACUAUAUCAAACUAACUUAAUAAUUUACUCCAUUUGGGUUACCAGUUUCUUCUUUGUUAACGCAGGCAUUUUCUCUAUCGGACCCAUGACUGCACACCACUUCUUCGGACCAAAAAAGUUUGUAAUGAGUGUUGGAUUUUUGAAUACAGCUCGAGCGGUGUCAGGUUUAACUGCACUGCUAUAUACUCGGUUUAAAUUUUCCAAAUGGAACGAAUAUUUGCCGGUCACCAUUUCACUCAUCUGUCUCGGAAGUCUUUUACUCAUAAGACUCUUCAAAUAA